AAGAGCACAGGCGUGUGUUGCAACAUUGAUCAGUCUAACAAGAAUCAAGUUACGAAAACAGUGAACAGUAACAAUAAUCACAGUGACGAUUCUCGCUGGUUGCACUUCAUUGACCAUGUUAAUAUGACAUUAUGGUUCAAGCUCAUCCUACUCCAAUUAAUGUGAAAGGCUGCCUUGGAGGCACAGAGGUUGGUGCAGCAUCUGACAUGGGAAUUUCAGGAUUUGCACAAGAUGUCAGCGAUAGUAGCAUGGAAAACGUAUUGACCGUCGGGAUGGUCGACCAGGUACCUGUGCGAACGUCAGUACAAGUAGACCCCAAGCACACCUCACUCACCGAAGACAAGUCUAAUAAUGGGAGAAGUUUGGAUAUAUGCGCACAAAAGUUAGCCUCAUCCGAGCCGGGGAAUUCAUUAACACCUAGAUAUCGUAAAGCACCAGCUGUAAACACUGCUUGCGACAGUAUUGACGAGCUCGAGAAACAUUCACGAACAUUUACACCAGCACAAUAUUUCCGACUUACACAUGUGUUGUAUUAUUGUGCAUGGUUGCCACUAGUGCUACUCAUUAAUCUACCGCUAUUGGUGCUAGAAAUUGUAGCUUACGAACACGAGUGGCCCGAAAAGGAAAGAUUGACCCUGUUUUCAUCCCUGACUGCAAGUCUACUCACCGUUCUCAUAGUGUUGCCCAAUUUUGUGUUUGCGCUAAAGAACGCAAACAAGCCUAUAUUGAAAGCGCGGGGUAAAUACGUUGUAAUCCAUCUGGCGAUAGCUUGCCUCUUUGGCAUCGUGGUUCAAUUCGUAGAGCACAUGGUGGACAUGGAAAUCAUCUCAACUGGUGAUGCCGGGGGCGGGUUCGAGAUUGCGCAUAUACUGGGAUCAAUGACACUUGCUAACUUGUUCAUCGCUAUCACGGCCAGGCAACGUAUAAUAUAUCUAAUAUUCAGAAACGAUUGUCAAACACUAAAAGCAAAUGAGUACUUGAAGACAGCUUUGUUGAUGCAGAUUCCUUGGAUCAUCACCGCUACCAUAGCAACGGUCGCCUUCAUCGUCGUCAUGAGAAUUACGGCGACUGCCUACGUAUUGACAUCGCUAGCAUGUACCCUAGCUUUAUUGAUUUUUGAAACACUAUGUCUCGGGUAUUACACCUACUGCAGUAGAGCGGUCAGUUUGAAGUUCUCGGAUUGGCGACACAAUUUGCGGUUAUGCGCUAGUUCCAUUCUCCUGGUGCUCGUCGUGUGUAUAUUGGAUAUAGUCUACAGAGAUGAGAAAUGGGUCGAGGCCCUACCGCAGUACAUGUACAACAUCCUGGUGGGAUUGUACGUAAUGGAUGCUUUCACACUCACCAAUAUCAUCGUUGUAAAAGGUUGGAAUCUACAAUUCGACCCCAUUCACAAUGUACCAGACCAACUGGUGGCUGGGCCGCGCUCAAUACACAUGAACCUCAUCUCCGACAAGGGUGUGGAAUUAGUAGUCGCAUCAGUCACCGCACCAGUUAGCGUAUGAAAAAUCUAUAGAAUAUAUGAACAGGAGACGAAUCAAGCGGGAGUUUAAGAUGCGCUAAACGCAAAUCUAUACAACGCAGCCGGUCUGCAUCACCCAAAGCUUGACUGUUUCCUGGCAACAGUCAGCGUCGUAUCACAUAAGUGCACUCGGUUGAGCUCAUACUUAAUUCCAAGAAGGCUCCAAUCCGAAGAGACAUUCGCCUGGACACAGGACACGAUAUCAGGCAAAGUCGCACUUGUGAACAGUUAAGAUUUACUUCACUUUAUACGGACCCAGCAGGACGUGCUACACACAAUUCCGAGCAUCGGCACGAGCUAUAUUGAACGCGAGAGCGUGUCCGUUCUGCAGGCACGGAAUAAACCUGCGAUGGAUGUGCCGUGUUGAAAAUUCUACUACCUAGACUGGCCGUUGCGUAGUAGCACGCCUGCGAUUAGGGCACUCAGAAGCCCACACAGUCCGAAAACCCCUCCAGUGAGGUAUCAGCCAGCCCAGAAAUACCAGUAUUACGGUUUGAAUAUAUUAAAAACUUAGAUAAG
Sphaeroforma arctica JP610 is the source of this 2038-nucleotide messenger RNA. RefSeq lists its product as hypothetical. The record is from RefSeq and is a predicted model, not a curated record. The transcript has 3 exons. The coding region runs from base 132 to 1502 and encodes 456 amino acids. NCBI's taxonomy places the organism in Eukaryota, Ichthyosporea, Ichthyophonida.